This is a messenger RNA of Ananas comosus (pineapple), 1258 nucleotides long. Its product is annotated as vesicle-associated protein 1-1-like. The record is from RefSeq and is a predicted model, not a curated record. Gene Ontology annotation, biological process: endoplasmic reticulum membrane organization. Gene Ontology annotation, cellular component: endoplasmic reticulum membrane; plasma membrane. Lineage: Eukaryota; Viridiplantae; Streptophyta; Magnoliopsida; Poales; Bromeliaceae. Bases 171 to 884 code for a protein of 237 amino acids. The transcript is spliced from 8 exons.
UAGAAUGAUUCUUCCAUUUUCCCUUCCUUAUUCGACGUCGCCCACUUUUUCCCCUUCUCAUUUUUUCCCCCCUCCCCUCUUUUUUGGGUUCUCCGAAAACCAUUUCCGAACUCGAGGGAACUCGACUUCCGCUUCUUUCUCUCCUUUUCUCUACCGAAGUCGAAUUCGAGAUGAGCCAAAGGGAGCUCCUCGGAAUCGAGCCCCUGGAGCUCAGAUUCCCUUUCGAAUUAAAGAAGCAGAUCUCAUGCUCUCUACAGCUAUCCAACAAAACCGAUGAGUAUGUCGCGUUUAAGGUGAAAACGACGAGCCCGAAGAAGUAUUGUGUCAGGCCUAAUUCGGGGAUCAUCCCACCGCGAUCCACAUGUGACGUUAUUGUUAUAAUGCAAGCGCAAAAGGAAGCUCCUCCUGACAUGCAGUGCAAGGAUAAAUUUCUCGUUCAGAGUGUAAUUGUAAAUGAUGGGGCGACGGCGAAAGAGGUUACUGCUGAAAUGUUUGCGAAAGAGUCUGGUAAUUUAGUGAAUGAGGUAAAGUUGAGAGUUUUGUAUGUGCCACCGCCUCAGCCACCAUCUCCCGUACCUGAAGAAUCUGAAGAGGGUUCAUCACCUCGGCCUUCUGUUUCGGAUAACGGGAAUUGGAGUGCAGCAGAAUUGUCAUCGGUACCAAGAGGUCAUGCUGAAAAUGAAGAAAAAGAUCCUGAGUCCAAGGCACUGAUUUCAAGAUUGAUCGAGGAAAAGAAUUCUGCUAUUCAGCAGAACAACAAGCUUCGGCAGGAACUGGAUAUUCUGAGGCGAGAAGUCAGCAAGCAAAGUGGCGGUUUCUCGCUCAUAUUCGUGGUGAUUGUCGCCUUGUUGGGACUCCUCCUGGGUUACCUUGUGAAAUCAUAAUCAUGCUAACCUAGUUAGGUGUUCCUCAUGAGGUUCGUGGGCCUUUUUAUUGUUAAUCAGCAAAUUCUAUAGUGUUUACUUCGGUUUAUGAGUUAUUCCACUAACUUUGCCCGUAAUUUGUAUUAUAUGUUACUUGUUUGAAGGCCCAGCCUAUUUUAACCUGCUGCUAUUUAAUAGUGGCCACAUCUUUUGCUUUGUUAAGCUAUGAGAAUAACAUUAGAGAAACUGUUAUUUGUGUGUAAUUGUGAUACGAUGCUGUUAUUGAUCCUGUAGAACCCCUCGCCUAUUUACUCUCUUUUUUAUGCCUGCGAGCUUUGUCGAAUAGGAUGGGAGUUGAAAAGGUUUGAGAUGUGAUUUAUUCUCUGUUUUUGCAA